CCCUCCUCCCCAGUGGUGUGCCAUGCUACAGGCUUCUACCCUGACAGGGUGGUGGUGUUCUGGAGGAGAGACGGCCAGGAGCUCCAUGAGCAGGUGGACCCCGGGGAGGUCCUCCCCAACCACGACGGGACCUUCCAGGUCAGCGUGGACCUCAACCUCACGGCCGUCCCACAGGAGGACUGGGGAAGGUACGAGUGUGUGGUCCAGCUGAAAGGCAUCGAGGACAUCUCCACCCCCCUGGACCCCGCCCUCAUCAGGACCAACUGGGUGUACAAGAGUGGCAUCACCAUUCCAAUCAUCAUUGGGUUCGUUGUUCUCCUCCUCACUGCUGCUGCUGCUGCUGUUGGAGUCUUUGUGUACCAGAAGAGGAACGGUUCUGACAGCAGCUCUGAGAACACUGAGGGGCAGAAUCCGGCUCCUGAGGCCCAACCUCUGACCACAGUGUGCCGCCUCACCAGCCCCAGACUCCAGUCAGACGCGGCCAGGUGAGGCUGCCUGGACCAGCCGUCCUCCACACACACGCCCACGUUGACCCGCACCACCAACGGGAGGCUGGGGAGCAUCCCCGGCCUCACGAAG
Molecule: messenger RNA, 579 nt
Organism: Gadus morhua (Atlantic cod)
Lineage: Eukaryota; Metazoa; Chordata; Actinopteri; Gadiformes; Gadidae
Product: BOLA class I histocompatibility antigen, alpha chain BL3-6-like
Exons: 4
Biological process (GO): immune response
Cellular component (GO): external side of plasma membrane
Source: RefSeq, a predicted model, not a curated record